Anoplophora glabripennis (Asian longhorned beetle) is the source of this 5328-nucleotide messenger RNA. Its product is annotated as cilia- and flagella-associated protein 43. Gene Ontology annotation, biological process: cilium assembly. NCBI's taxonomy places the organism in Eukaryota, Metazoa, Arthropoda, Insecta, Coleoptera, Cerambycidae. Gene Ontology annotation, molecular function: protein binding. The transcript has 19 exons. Gene Ontology annotation, cellular component: axoneme. The record is from RefSeq and is a predicted model, not a curated record.
AUGAGGGAGUCAUGGGCUAAAAUAGGUGCUAUUCAGCACUUCAGCUUCAUCUCCAAGGAUGUCAUCUGCUACGCAACUGGAUGCUUUAUAAAAUUCCUCAAUAUUCACACCAACGACGAACUGAUGCUAGAUGUAAAUUUUCCUAGCGUCAAUGGUGAUGGAGUUGGUAUUCUCGAAGGGCACAGGAGUCUUUAUGUAUUCUGUUACGCAGAGAAUUGCAGAUAUCCUUCCCUGUACAUUAAAAACUAUCCUGCACUUAAAACAAUAGUUAAAAUUCCAGGCGGUCCUGCUGAAGGUUAUACCAACAUCGCAUUCACAGAAACUUCUCUUUUGGUAGCAGUCGGCAACCUUCCAAAUUUUGAACUAAUAAUAUAUAACUGGAGGAAAGGCGACAAGGUAGGGCAACUAAGCGGCAGUUUGCACGGUGAAAGACAGUUAAUCAGAUGCAACUGGAGUAAGCCAGUAUACGUAUCACAAAUAUGUCGAUCUCACAACAAUUUGAUAUUAUGGGAUGUAUUCACCUGUUGCAAAGCAGCAGUGCUAGCAGAACAUGAAAUUGAGCUUCCCAAGAAAGAGACGCACUUGAAAUUUCUAGACACACUGUGGACUACAGAAGGAGGAUUGUACGUAUUAGACGUCAAAGGAAGCAUUUAUAACAUGGUGAACGAGACGUAUUUGGAAAAGGUAAUAGAAGAAAAGCUGGAAGGAAACGCUCCUACUUCUUUCUGUUGGUAUAAAGGAGGCCUUGCUGUGUUCGGACCAAACAAUGAAAUUCGACACUACAAAAAAUCUGGCUUGUGGGAGCUUGACUGGAGGAUUCCAUUAGAGAAAAGUUUAAAAUUUAUGGCAUCUAACAAAUCUGAUUACAUAAUAGCUGUGACAGAAGAUGAAAAUAUUGUCAAGUUGAGCAAUACAGAAGAGAUGGUUUACUUGAAGAAUAAUGAAAAUCUGUUUAGUGAUAUUUGCAUGAUAUAUCCGGCAGGGAAGUAUUUUGUGGGACUGCGACAGAACGGAAUUUUGAGUCUCUACCAGACUAGCAAUGGAGACUUGAUUAACCAAAUGGAAUUGAAAUAUAAAGUAUGUGCCAUUGCGGAAAAUCCUGAUUUUCCGUAUGUUGCUGUGGGUUACGAUAAUGGACUUUUGGAGUUAAUUUCUGUAUUUAAUCCAGAAAAACUGACAAUAAUGACUUCAUUUAACUUGACAAAGAAUCCUAUAGGAACCAUAAAAUUUUUUGAAGUAGGGCGUGUUAUUAUUGCGGGUUUUCUAGAUAUUGGUGAAUUCUUUUUAAUUGAGGGAAUUCCGGGAACGCAAAUGAAGAUAGUAACUUGCAUCAACACUAACUGUCAGAUCGUGGACUACAUGUUAGUGGCCUCCAGAAAUUGCCACCGGCUGUUUGUUAUUCCUGUCACCGAAAAAUAUUUGGCAGGAGACAAAAUAAUCAGGUAUUGCAUCGUUACCGCAGACCACAUCACUGUAAAGGAGUACAAGCUUGAGGAUAAAGAAUUCCUCUAUCACAGACUAGUCCCUACGAACAAAUUUAACAGGGACAAGUUUAUUUACGCAUUACCUUUCAAUUCCAGGAAUAUACACGAAUUAGAACUGAAAAGAGGGGACGAUGUGGCUCAUCUGCAUUCCGAAAUAAAAACCGGCCACCUUCUACGAAAAUACGACUUACAUUUGACGAAAUUUCAUGCCGUAACGUGGGGCUAUGAUGGUUUCGUCAUUGUCAGAAACAGCACUUUUAAAGAAGAAGUUGGAAUGGCCUUGCCCAAUCACAGGUACCUAGGUGGCGUCAGGAAGGCGUGCGUACAUCCCCUUGGAAAAUACAUUCUAUCUUUAGGAAGAGACAAUGUUGUGGUUUGUACGAAACUGCAGAAAAACGUAAUCGACGUUGACCAGAAGUAUGCAAUUGAGGAGCAAAUGAACUCAACGAAAUUCGCGUUGAUGUUUAAGAGGCCUACGAUAGGAUUCAAACCAGAUCAACAAUUCAAAAACAUGACAUGGUUGGAAGUCGAGCAGAUAUUACACAACGAAAGGGAAAAAGAAAUAUGCGCGGCCGAAAAGGAAGACAUUCUGUUAGAAUUCGGAAUGAUUCAGUCGCAACUGCAGGAACUGGUAACCCAGAACAUAAACGGUCCCGACAAUGAAAAGCUAGAUAUGUCGGAAUUCUAUCUGGACACAGCGCUUUACAACUAUAAGAGAGACAUCAACAAAGGGGAAUGCAAGAGCACCGAAAUCUACCUGAAGGCCCUGAUAGAAGCCCAAGAUAAAGUUUCAAAGUAUCUGAUGGAAAACUGCUGGCAUCCCAUGGAAGUUAAAACACAAAUGGUAUAUGGUAUUUUCAGCAGAACGGAGGUCACCAAUUUUCCUCUACUUCCUCCAAGCCCGACUGAGGAUAGACAGUUGACCUGGGUUCAGGAGCAGAGAAAAGUAGAACAGUUCCUCAAGCUCCCGGAUAAUUUUUCGCCUUGGAUGAUUAUCAACAAAGAUGAGUUAGAGGAAUACUCCCAGCCGCUGUGUUUUAAACUAGACGACUACGAAAAUUCAACCAAGCUUAUGGGCACCAAUAUAGAAGAGACACCGUCGGCUCAAACUACAGAAACACAGGUUGCACUAUCGGGCACAGCUGUGCAAUUCUACAUAAAAGUAAAUCCUGCCCAUUACGAUCAGAGAGAAAUAAAUGCCUUCCACCAGUGCCAUCUCGAGCAGAUAAUUUCAGAGCGCGACAUGCUGCAAUUAAAACUGACAUACAACAAAGCCUUUGAAGACUUGGUUGCGGCGAAGCAAAGAGAAAUGGCAGUCAUAAAAGAGAGGAACGAUAGACUGCGCCAUAUAAUAUCAGAACACAACUACUUCUCCGAAAACAAGGUCAGUCUGAACGUAGUCGAUCCCCAGUGGUCGCAACUGGAAAUACCUGAAAUGAUCACAAAAGUAUUCGAUCACGAGCUGUCCAUAACUCCUUACAUUUCACCAAGCGAACAAGCUAUUUUGGAUGCAAAAGCGGCGGAGGAAGAACGGAUUCGCUUGGCCUUACUUGCUGAUGAUUUCAGGGAAAGAGCUCUGAUGGCCAUGAUGAAUGGGGUUUUAGAGGUGAAAUGGGAGGAUGAACUAAAGAAAGAUGUACCAAUACCGAAAUGCAUGACUGAUAAACAACCAGAGAUGUAUAACGAGGAAGACUUGCGUUCCAUAAAAGACUACGAAGAGAAAGUGGCAUUUCUUAAUAGCGAACGAGAGAGGUACAAAAAUUUACUUGACGGGGAAUUUACAAAAGUCACCACCUUCUUGAGGGACUCCGUCCGGAAAUUCAAUCAAAAGGUCAAAGACAUGGUAGACUACAAGAUGCAGAUAUUGUCAUCAAUCGCUCAGGAGCAUCUGAUAAUUAAUAGGAACAGAUGUAUAGAGGAUGAGAGAACUAACAUGUUUCUGAAGAAAGAAGAACUGAAAAAAAUAAUGGCAAAUACAGAACAAACCAUAGCCAACUUAAAGAAAACAAUUAAUUUUGUCCAAGAAAAUAUGUCGGAAUGUAGGACUAGUCUAGAGAACCUACUGUUAAAAGAAAAGAUAUUAGAGAAAUCUUUUAAAAAGGAUUUUCAGGAAGCAUCGCCAGUUUUGCAGGAGCUAGCCGUCAAAUAUUACAAGAAGAGGCCAAAGGUGAACUUCCGACAAAUAACUAGUUUUACUGUCUUGUACGAACUUGCCAAGUGCAUCGUAUCUCAGGAGAGAUUACCCAUACUCACCAGCGACUGUUUGGACUACAUGAGGGCACUGGAUCAGCUGGACCAGUUCGUGGGUUUACCGCCAACGGUUGAUGAAAGUACUUACAGUCACAUUUGCAAACAUCGGAGAUUGCGAAUAGACUAUGAAAUCAGGGUAAGAGCUUAUCAGGUUCAAAUAACAGACAGUGAAGCGACGAUAGCCACUUUCCAAAGGCGCCUCAACUUAAACAAAGAAAACUUAGUUAAAUUAACAGCAGAAUUGCAACAACUCAGGACAGAUUAUCUUCACUUGAUGCAUAAUAUUCAAAUGCAGAUUGUCUUAAGAAGGGGUCUAGUAGAGUUACCUCUCACAGGUGUCAUCAAUGACUUCCAGGAUGCUAUUUUAGUACCAAAGAAAGAAAUCGAGGAUAUAAAUAGACUGAUAUUGGAAGCAGGUAAUAAGAAAAUUCACACCAUCAUGCAAAAUAUGGCUUUCCGGAGAAGUAUAAUGGUUACUGAAUGGGAGCAUCGCAAACUGAGAUUAACGAUCAAUGAUCUCACUGAACAACUUCAGGACAUAAACAGUGUGAAGCUAGGUAAAGACAUGCAACAGUACUUGAAAGCAAAAGCUCUGGGACGUAAAACUGAACUAGAAUCAUUUGAAGUAGAACUGGAACGUAUCAUAGCGGCUUACGAAAACCGUAUUAUGAGCAAAACAGAAAAAUAUGAAAAGCUCGAAAAGAUGAUUAAAACAUACAAAAAGGACAAUGCCAAGUUAGAUAAAGAUAUUCACAGUCUUAACAUCGAUGUGUGCCAUUUGAAUAUGACUAUGAAUAAGGAACUUCAAGAUAAGGAACAGGAUGUGCUGAAAUCUAGGUAAACUUAAAUAAUUUUUCUAACAGAGUUUUAUCUUUCAGAAAAAAACUAUAUUUGUUGUAGGAUGGAGGGCUUACUUAAAAGAAGCAGCCUGAUACAGCAGAUUCAGGACAAUCACAGUGAAAUUUUAGUUUUACAGACAGAGCUGGAAUUACUCCGCUUGAAAACUUAUCCAACUUUUAAAUAUAAAUUAAUUAAUCUCAAUUAAUUACAUGUUUAUUAUAAAUAUAUGUUUGCUAUUCUUUAUGCACUGUUCAUUUUCUGAAAAUAUUACAUUUUACUAAUUUAAAAAAUAUAAGAGAAGGUUAGACAUAAAUGGAGGGAAAAAAUGCUUCUAUUACUUGAAAGAUACUUACCUGUUCUAGACUUGCACAUGCCGCAUAAAAGUAUGGUUCAAUCAAUUUCAUCUGAUCGGUGAGAUGUACAAAAUAAAAAAUUUGUGUAUCGAAAGAUGGAUACUAAAGUACAAUAGAUACAUUUCCUGCUACGCAUAUUUACUUGAAGAUAUAUUUAUUUAUUCAUUAAUUCAUUAUUUAUAACUUCUCUGCCUUCGCAGUCAAAACUAUGCAAGAACGUACUAUAUUUGCUCUAGUAGCACUGAACUGAAUGAGCUUCAUGGGCCCCUCCAAUUUGCCACUAGGCAUCGCCUACCUUCAUCGCUCAGAUGAAAUAAGUUGCACUGUACCAUCGAACUAGAAAAUGUUAACACAUGAAAUUUAAGGAAAUUAAACAGACAAUAAACAUUAUUUUAAAAACA